UUCGUCUGUCGCGCAUAAAAUAUGGCGUCGUAGACGGUCUGUUGUUGUCCGGAAUAAAGUGGCAACAUACGGAUAUGCAAAUAACCACGCAUGUAGUGGCUAAAACAUACCAGUUAAAAGGCAGAUAAAGUGACCGUGGUUAUGAACCGCGAUGUUGAGAUCUACGGGGUUCUUUCGUGGGAUUGACUGCCCGUUUUAUUGUGAGAAUAAUAAUGGAAAAGCCGGUGCAGAUGGGUGCACCAGACCCUACUGUCACUUCAGACACAGCAAACAAAGACGAGGCUCCUCUGGGAUAUACGACAUCAAAAAGACUAAAGCGCUUUCUGCGAGUCCAAACGAUCAAGGAUAUGAUCCAUUCAGUCCAGAGGUUGUAAGACCGGGGGAACAUUACAAUGGGGAACCACCGUCGAGCCUGUCGACGGGACAGGAUGUGGACCUGGGUACCAUGGAGCUGGAGUUGGUCAAUCAGGCCAUUGAGGCUGUUCGCAAUGAGAUGGAAAGGGACAAGAAGAAGCUUUCUCAGAUCGGCGAUCAGGAAUAUGAGCCGACCAAGAGCUCUGUUAAGAGACCGAAACCCGCUGCAUCGUCCCAUCAGGGCUAUGAUCCUGGGAGCUAUCAAAUGGGCCAAGCUAGUGAAUACACCCCAUCCCCUCGCUCCAGCAAAUACACUUUGGACUCAGAGAACAGCAGUACCAAUGCACUGGAAUAUGUGCCCACUGCUGUCUCCAAAGCAAGCAUUAAAAAGGCAUUACCUCCACCACCGUCCCAUGUAAAGUGUAAAUACACUCUGGAUAAUUCCAAACCAACCACAGACAUGGAGUACGACCCUCUCUCGAACUAUUCAGCUAAGCUGACUGCUAAAGAACAGAGGAUUUUGUGUUCAGAGGGAGAGAGGAGAAAGAGGUUUUACCCUGAAAAACAAGGGGAAGAUGAGGAAUACGUUCCAACGGUGAAGAAACCUAGGCCUACGUUACCUAAGGCAGAUGUCCUGAAGUACACUGCAAGUUUCUCUGAAUCUGAUGAGGAAAGUUCUGGGACAGAGUAUCGCCCGACGUCCAUAAGCCGUAUGCAGCGCAAGGGAAUCAACAUCAGCUUAAAACAGGAACAAAUGUCAGGUGCGAAGGGACAGCAAAGAAAUCAGGUGUAUAAAACUGACUAUGUUUUCUCACAGAGUGAAUCCGAUGAUGUGGAGGAUGUAGAGAGGACAGACAAAAAGAUGCCUGUGAGUCAGUCGAAAAGUAUAAAAUCUGAUAAACUGAAAAAAGAGGAGAAAGAAGCCAAUAAGAAGAUUCAAAAAGAAAGGCGGGAAAGUUCAAGUGCCAACAAGACAUCGAAGAAUUCAAGUCAAAAAGACAAGAACCAAAGUAAAAAUGAGGACAGAGUCAGCAAGUCCAAGGAAAAGCUGCGGAAAGACGGAUCGAAGUCAAAGAGUACUGAUGAAAAGAACAAGAAGAUAGUUAAGAUAAAGAAUGAACAUAGCUACAAGGAAAAAGAUAGAGGAAGUGGCGACAUCAAGAAGCCCAAAAUGGACAAGCCUGUGAAAACCGAUAAGGUGUCGUCCAAAAUCAAAGACCAGAAGAACGGAAAACUUGAGAGCAGCACAAAGGGCAAGGACAAAAAGAAAAGCAGCCAUGGGAGCAGCAGCACUAAAGACAAAAGUAAAAAAAGCAGCUCCAUCGUUGAUCACAAAGAGGCAAGUGAGACCAAACAGAGGAAUGUGAGCCACAUAGACUUGUUCGGUGCUGAGAGUGCUGAAGAGGAUGAGGAAGACGAGAGGAUAGUGAGGAAGUCGGCUUCUGCUUUUAAACGGGGAAGCCUCAUGAAUAAUAAGAGGAAAACAUCUGAAGUUACAUCAUCAUCAUCAUCGGAGGAUGUCUCUGAAGUGGAUGAUGAUGACGGUGGUGGUGGUGAUGAAGCAGUGGACUACUCCUGUCUGCAGGAUGAGAUGGAGUAUGACUCGGACCCGAUGGAGGAGUGUCUGCGGAUAUUUAACGAAUCCAAAGAGGUGAAGACGGAAGACAAAGGGAGACAAGCAAAGCAGCCUUCAAGGGAACAGGAGGAGGUGGAGGAGGAAGAAACAGAAAGCACUUUAACUACUCUCUUUCCUGGCCAGAAGAAGAGGGUGUCACACUUUAAAGCUCAAGGAAAGUCCGUGUCAUCGCUGAACGCUGUGCCGAUGCCUCAGCGGAGAAUGACAGCGCAGGAGAUCUGUUACCAGCGAAUGCAGAAGGCCCAGCAACAGGCGACACAGCUAUCUGCUGCAGUAAAGGCAGUGUCUGCAUCGACCAACCCAAAACUGGGGCUCUCUGGAGAGAAGCGUCGGGUGGCGCACCGACCAAACGCCUCCUUGGCCUCCUCAAAGCCUGGACUAGCUGAUGCCAGCAGUCGGGUGUUAUCCCCCACCAGGGUGGCGACAGAUCUGCUUUCAGUCAAAGCUCAUACAUCGGCAGGCAUCCUGUCAAAGACCGCAUCCACAACAGUGCAGAAAAGAGUGGCACACACCCCCACCAUGAAGAGCUCUGCCAUGAAGCGUCCUGUCAUUCCUGCAGAAUUUGGGGCCAAGGUGCCCACUAAUGUCCGCCAGCGUUACCUAAACAUCUUCAUUGAUGAGUGCCUGAAGUUUUGUUCCUCUGAACAGCAUGCUUUUCAGAUGGUAUGUCACCUUCAGAUGGCUCUGGAGGAAGAGAAGGUGGUGUAUGACAGGAGCAGCAGUAAGAACAUCUACCUGAAUGUAGCUGUGAACACACUGAAGAAACUUCGCAGCAAGAGCACACCUACGUCUCCUGUCAUCAAGAGCCCGGCUGUAUCAGUGAAUAGAAAGUCUCAGUCCCAUGAAGGAGUACUUGGUGGACGACUUGCUGCCACAACUAGCUACACAAUCAACCGCUCCGGUAAACAGCAGGAUGUGGACCCUAAAGGUGCCAUUCUUUACAAAAAACUGAAAAAAUAUGGAAUGACUGAAGAACAGCUGCAGGAGCAUGGCUACCCCAGACCUCACCCCGAGAUGUCGGGUCAAGCUGUCGUCCAUAACCUCCCAGAAAAGAAAAACAAUGACCCUUUUUCCAAAAUCUGUUGUCGAUGUGGCGCUGAGUACAAGAUAAACGCUAAUGGCAGCUGUGUGCGUAAGGAGGAGUGCAGUCACCACUGGGGAAGAUUACGCAGAAACAGAGUUCCAGGAGGUUGGGAGACACUUUACAGCUGCUGCUCUGGUGCGGUUGGUUCUCCUGGAUGUGAAGUGUGUAAACAACAUGUACAAGAUGGCCGUAAAGAGUCCUUGGAUGGUUUUGUGAAGACUUUUAGCAAACCGUUGCCAGUAGAUGGAAAUGGAGGUGUCUACGCCUUGGACUGUGAGAUGUGCUACACAAAACAAGGUUUGGAGCUGACCAGAGUGACUGUCAUUAACUCUGACCUCAAGGUUAUUUAUGACACAUUUGUCAAGCCAGGCAGCAAAGUGGUGGAUUACAACACACGGUUUUCAGGUGUGACACAGGAUGAUCUGGAGAACACCACCAUCACCCUGAGAGACGUGCAGGCGGUGCUGCUGAGCAUGUUCAGUGCAGAGUCCAUUCUAAUUGGACACAGUCUUGAGAGUGACCUGUUUGCGCUCAAGCUUAUUCACAGCAUGGUUGUGGACACCGCUAUUGUGUUUCCUCACCGCCUGGGUCUGCCCUACAAACGUGCCCUGCGAAACCUUAUGGCCGACUACCUCAAACGCAUUAUACAAGACAACGUUGGAGGGCAUGACUCCAGUGAAGAUGCCCGGGCCUGCAUGGAACUCAUGAUCUGGAAGAUCAAAGAGGAUGCCAAGGUGAAGAGAUGACCUCUGACCCUGCCAGUUCUCUCACACUAUGUUACGACCUGGAAUGAUUUUCGAUGAACAUAGCAUCAUAGAGGAAGAGUCACUGAAACUCUUCAUAAUGGGCCGUGCGUCACUUGGGUCGGAUAAACUGCGUCAGAGUAAAUGCUGCAGUUUGAAUGAGGGGGGAAAGAAAGAGAUGGACUGACACAAAGGGGAGGAGACCUGGACGGAUAAUGUGAUAGAUUGCAAAGCCUAGACCACCAUGGCUCCUAGCAACCAGAGCUAGUGCCCUAUCAAACAAGCAAUCCUUAUUCCCACCAUGCUAAAACUGACCUAGUGAUGGCCAAUAUUAUCACAAGUGGACAUAGAUUGGGGUGAGGGUAAUCUUUUGUUGAGUUAAAGUAUUCUCUAUUUUUUUCAGCAGUAUUUUUAUUUUUUAAAAGACCCUAGUCCACCAAAUCAUCGAUUGUGAUUGUGUUUUAAUGUUCACUUUAGGUGAUGUGGCUCCUGGCUGGAAGGUCUAUGUGUUGCACUCUAAGGUUGUUUGUGAUAUAGAUGUAUAUUAAAUCCACAUUUAUACUUGAAACCAUGUUUUUUCAGCACUGAUGUGAUGUCACUUCCUCUAGUAAUAAUGUAUAGCAAUCCACAUACUCAAAAACAGUGUCUUGUCUAGCUGCGAAUAUAUAAAACUAGAUCACUCUGACAUUUUCGUGACCCAAUGCCUUGUAAACCAGACUCAGUAUUCUUAUCUGUACUCAAAUUAGUACAAUUUGUUUACACAUUCAAAUUUGUUAGUGAUUUAUUCACACAAAUCAUGAGCGGACAGGACAAUAAGAAAAAACAAACAGUUUACUUUGAUUUACUUUUUAAUUCACUUUAAUUUGUAUUAGGCAGUUUAAGCUGUUAAUGCAGUAUAUUGUAAACUGACACACUAAAUGUCACAUUCAUUUAUUCCUGCCACUUUAUACACAUUACUUUUAAAAACUGCUACUAAAAACAUAACUUUCAAUAACUGUCAAAACUAAAGAUCAAGAUGGCUGUGCAGUGAUUUAUAAUGUUACUAAAUGGAUUGACAUUAACGCCACGUGCUGUAAAUAAGUUGUAUCUAAAUUGUUUUUGUAGCUGUUUAGUUUUGUUUUCUAUUAAAAGCUAUAAAUAAAACACAAAAAUCACAUAUUUUAUAUAC
This is a messenger RNA of Onychostoma macrolepis, 4985 nucleotides long. It is a transcript of the gene rexo1, whose product is annotated as REX1, RNA exonuclease 1 homolog. Bases 152 to 3820 code for a protein of 1222 amino acids. Gene Ontology annotation, molecular function: nucleic acid binding; exonuclease activity. Gene Ontology annotation, cellular component: nucleus. Lineage: Eukaryota; Metazoa; Chordata; Actinopteri; Cypriniformes; Cyprinidae. The record is from RefSeq and is a predicted model, not a curated record. The transcript is spliced from 16 exons.